AUGGACGUCAUCCCGUGCCGCGGCGGCAAGGUCUGCAGCCCGUUCGUGGCCCGGGACGAGGCCGGCAGCGACGCCAUCUACUACGUGUCGGCCGAGACAGGCGAGGUAUUCCAGCUCCAGCCGCCGGACGCGCACACGGCCGUCGUCUUCUCUGGCGGCGAGCCGUUCGGAGCCCAGUUCGACCACCGCGGACGUCUGCACGUGGCUGACUGCGCCCAUGCAGCCAUCCUCCGGGUGGACGACGCCGCGCAGCCUGGCGUGAUGGUCAAGGCGUACGAGGACCGGGCGUUCCGAGGCCCGAACGGCAUCGCGUUCGCCCAGGACGACACUCUCUUCUUCACAGACAGCGGGUCGCUGGGCGAAACGACGCUCGAGAAGCCGCGGGGCAGCGUCUUCUGCAUCGCGUCCAGCCCCAGCGGCGGCCAAGUGCUGCGUCCUCUCGUGAUGGAGUGCCUGGCGCACCCGUGGGGCAUCGCCGUCUCGCCGGAUACUGGCGCGCUGUUCGUGGCGGAGACCAUGCAGAACCGAGUGUUGAUCCUGCAGCAGCGACCCAGCAACGCCUACCACGCAAGCGUCUUUUACCAGUUCUCUGGCGGGAUGGGUCCGUCCGGUGUGGCUUGUGCUGCGGAUGGCACUCUGUAUGUCGGUCACUACGAUUUUUCAGGAGGCAGUACUAGCAACGGGAAAGUCUCCACUAUUGGUUCAGACGGUAUUUUGAAGCAAACUAUGGAGAUCCCAGGGACAGAAAUCACCGGAGUCUGUCUAAGCGCCGACGAAAGCUAUUUAAUAGUCACGGAAGCAUCCACCAACUCGAUUCAUCGACUCCCACUUCGGUGA
Phytophthora sojae is the source of this 837-nucleotide messenger RNA. RefSeq lists its product as hypothetical. Bases 1 to 837 code for a protein of 278 amino acids. Lineage: Eukaryota; Oomycota; Peronosporomycetes; Peronosporales; Peronosporaceae. The record is from RefSeq and is a predicted model, not a curated record. The transcript has 3 exons.